Ogataea haglerorum is the source of this 375-nucleotide messenger RNA. RefSeq lists its product as uncharacterized. Gene Ontology annotation, cellular component: cytosol. NCBI's taxonomy places the organism in Eukaryota, Fungi, Ascomycota, Pichiomycetes, Pichiales, Pichiaceae. The coding region runs from base 1 to 375 and encodes 124 amino acids. The record is from RefSeq and is a predicted model, not a curated record. The transcript has a single exon.
AUGUCAAAAUCUACCAAGUCACUUACAAAACUCUCGGAAGCUCUCGAAUCAAACGAGUCUUUGAGAAAGGAAGCCUUAAACUCGCUAAACUCGGUCGUGUCAUUUGAAAUCCAUGACAAAAAGACCGGAGAGACUCAAUAUUGGGUCUUGGACGCCAAGUCAGAAGGAACAUUGAAGAGGACAGACAAGGUGGCGGACGGUGCAGAGAUAAAGAUCAAGAUAGGCGAUUUGCAACUUCGCAAACUUAUAGACGGGAAGGCAAGCGCUCAGAAGUUGUUCAUGACAGGUAAGCUCAAAAUCAAGGGUAACGUCAUGAAGGCUGCCAAUGUAGAAAAGUUACUCAAGUUCGUUGGUCCAGAAAAGGCCAAGCUGUAA